Molecule: messenger RNA, 2502 nt
Organism: Otolemur garnettii (small-eared galago)
Lineage: Eukaryota; Metazoa; Chordata; Mammalia; Primates; Galagidae
Gene: HIRIP3
Product: HIRA interacting protein 3
Exons: 7
Coding region: 465-2279 (604 amino acids)
Cellular component (GO): nucleus
Source: RefSeq, a predicted model, not a curated record
ACAAAGAUGGCGGAAGCUGGAGGGCGCCACUUCUGAUUCCAAAUGCGCCUAUUGAUUUGAAGCCAUAGAAUGAUUUUUCCCAGACCUUCCCAGUUUCCUGGCGAGGAUGCUCUUUUUGUUCUGCGUUUCGAAGUAACAGUGGUCUAGCUGGUGUCCGUGGUCACGGAAGAAAGCUGCGUCGCAGGCUGAUUACGUUACACCAAAGGUUGCUGGCGCUGAAUCGGUUUAUAAUAAUUUUAACAACGAUACAUUCUAAGAAAGGGUGGGAGCCGCGAGACCUCCAACUUCCCAGAGAAAACAAGUUUUGUCUGGCAAGGUUCUCAGACCAAGCGGCCCGCGACCGAGGUCCAACGGCCCCUCACCUCAUGGUGCCUUAGCAGUGCGCGUGCCGAAGCCGCUGUCAUAUGCCCUGACGGAGGCCAACAAGAAAAAGAGGCGGGAACUGCCAGUCUCGGAAGGAGCAAAUGGAGCGCGAGAAGGAGAUGCAGGAGUUCACCCGCAGCUUAUUCCGCGGCCGUCCAGACCUCAGCACGCUCACGCAGUCCAUCGUGCGACAGAGGUUUUUGGCUCACGUGGGCUGCAACCACCUGAAACCCGAGGAAAAGCAGGCUCUGAAGCGGCUAGUGGAGGAGGAGCUGCUGCUGAUGCAGGGGGAUGAAGCUGGUACCAGGGAAGAGAAACUAGACCUUACCAAGAAGAUGAAGAGGCCUUCCACCCUCUGCAGUGAACCAGAGACAAAAAGGUUCCACUUCAAUUCAGAGUCAGAACCCAGCUCAGCAGCCUCCAGCCCAGAGCGCUUUGGACUCCUAGGCAACAAAGGGAUGGCAGCAGCAGAAGUCAGCCCAGCCAAGGAGGAAAAGAAUCCAAAGCAGGCCUCAAUGAAGGCUGUUGAAAACAGAGAAAGCAGCGAUGAAGAACGGCAGAAGGACCUGACUGCAAAGAUAUUGGAAAAGGAGAGCAGUGAGGUGGAGGAGGAGGGGGAAUAUUCUGUCAGAAAAAGUAAGGUUUGGGAGGAAGAGAGCAGUGAAGAGGAAGAGGAGGAGUACAAGGGCAGGACUGGGAAGAAACCUGUGACAAGGAACAAGGAGACACCAGGCAAAGCUUCAGUUAGUAGGAAGCAGGCCAGGGAAGAAAGUGAGGACAGUGAGGGAAAACCUGCCCAGAGGACAGCACAGAAGGUGCAGGGAAAUAAAAGAGCUAACAGCAACCAGGAAAGUGAACAAGAGAGUGAGGAGGAAAUCCUAGCUAAGAAGAAAAAGAUCAGAGAGGAAGAAGACGAGGAGGAUUGGAAACCCAGAGCCAAUGGAGGGAAAAGGUCAGCUGUGCAGGAGGGGAGCUGUAUGGGAGACUCGGAGGACAGUGAAGAAGAGACGGUAAAAGAAGUUGUAAGCAGUGGAGAUAGCAGGGGAGAGGAAGAGCCCUCAGUGCAGAGGAAGAGCAAGGACAGGCCCUCAUGUGAGGGUGGAGAAAGGCAGAGUGGGAGUAUUGAGGCUAGAAAAGACACCUGGACAGUGAAACCAAUGGCUAAAGGCACUGGAAAGAUAACCAAAUCGGGCAGUGAGAGUGACUUGGAGAGGGAGGUAAGUGACAGUGAGGCAGAGGAGAGCCCUGAAGGGGAAAGGAAGAGCCUCUCUUCCAAGAAGAGCUCCAGGAAAGGCAGGACAUGCAGCUCCUCUUCUUCCUCAGAUGGAAGUCCAGAGCCCAAAAGAGUGAAGGCUGGCUCUGGUCGCCAUGGACAAGACCACCCAGCUGUGAUGAGACUAAAGCGAUACAUUCGAGCCUGUGGUGCCCAUCGAAACUACAAGAAACUGCUGGGCUCCUGUCGCUCACGCAAAGAGUGCCUGAGUGUCCUCCGAGCAGAGCUGGAAGCUCUAGGCAUGAAGGGUAACCCUUCGUUAAAGAAGUGUCGGGCUCUGAAGGAGCAGCGGGAGGAGGCGGCUGAGAUGGCCUCCUUGGAUGUUGCCAAUAUCAUCAGCUAUUCAGGUAAGGGCUUCUCAUUGCCCAGGAGCAGGGUAGGGUUGCCCCAGACUUUCUUUCUUUCUUCUUUUUUUGAGACAGAGCCUCAAGCUGUCCUCCUGGGUAGAGUGCUGUGGCAUCACAGCUCACAGCAGCCUCCAACUCCUGGGCUCAAGCCGGCCACGCAGACAUACAGCCUGGAACUCUUUAGGACAAGCAGCACCGUUAGGGGAACUACAUCGCAGGGCUCUAGACUCAGAGGAAGAACAGCCCCGCCCUGCACCCCCAGAUUGGUCACAUAUGCGCGGUAUAAUCAGCAGUGAUGGCGAGAGUAACUGAAUCCCCCACUUCCCAGGACAGACCCUUUCCAUGUGUAUAAAGCACAUGUGUAUAACGUGGUACAAAGCAGAAGCAGCUUUCUUCAGUUCCCACGGACAAAAGUUGUUGGGACACUACUUCUGAGCUUCAAAUUCCCUGUUUAAGAUGUUUACAAGUGUUUAUUUUUUAAGACUCAAUAAAGGAGUGUUUGUAAUCAUCUUGUCAAAA